This is a messenger RNA of Bipolaris sorokiniana ND90Pr, 966 nucleotides long. RefSeq lists its product as uncharacterized. The transcript is spliced from 5 exons. Gene Ontology annotation, cellular component: ribose phosphate diphosphokinase complex; cytoplasm. Gene Ontology annotation, molecular function: ribose phosphate diphosphokinase activity; magnesium ion binding. Gene Ontology annotation, biological process: ribonucleoside monophosphate biosynthetic process; 5-phosphoribose 1-diphosphate biosynthetic process; purine nucleotide biosynthetic process. Lineage: Eukaryota; Fungi; Ascomycota; Dothideomycetes; Pleosporales; Pleosporaceae. Bases 1 to 966 code for a protein of 321 amino acids. The record is from RefSeq and is a predicted model, not a curated record.
AUGGCUACUAACAGUAUCAAGUUGCUGACCGGCAACAGCUAUCCCGAGCUUGCCCGCCUUGUGGCUGACCGACUAGGCAUAGAACUCACCAAAAUUCUCGUACUUCAAUACUCGAACCAGGAGACUUCCGUGACCAUUGGCGAAUCUGUGAGAGAUGAAGAUGUCUUCAUCUUGCAAUCCACGCCACCAGGCGAUAUCAACGAUGCUCUGAUGGAACUGCUCAUCAUGAUCAACGCCUGCAAGACGGCAUCUGCCCGCCGCAUCACUGCAGUGAUUCCAAAUUUUCCCUAUGCUCGUCAGGACAAGAAAGACAAGUCUCGAGCACCAAUCACAGCAAAGCUCAUGGCGAACAUGCUCCAGACCGCCGGUUGCAAUCAUGUCAUCACAAUGGACCUCCAUGCUAGCCAAAUUCAGGGCUUUUUCAACGUCCCUGUUGAUAACCUGUAUGCCGAGCCAAGCACGCUCCGCUGGAUCCGCGAGAACCUAGACGUCAAGGACUGUGUCAUUGUCAGUCCAGAUGCAGGCGGCGCAAAGAGGGCAACUUCAAUAGCAGAUGGCUUGAAUCUUGGAUUUGCUCUUAUUCACAAGGAGCGAACUCGCCCCAACGAAGUUUCACGAAUGGUGCUGGUCGGAGAUGUACGCGGCAAGACGGCAAUUUUAGUUGAUGACAUGGCCGACACUUGUGGCACACUUGUCAAAGCAGCAGACGUGCUGAUUUCCGAGGGCGCCAAGGAUGCGCUUGCCAUUGUCACACAUGGUAUUCUCAGUGGAAAUGCCAUUGAGGCCCUCAAUGGCAGCAAGCUCAAGAAGAUUGUUGUCACCAACACUGUUCCCCACGAAGAUAAGAAAGAACUUUGCGACCGCAUCGAAACCAUCGACAUCAGUCCAACUCUUGCCGAGGCUUGCAGACGUACCCACAAUGGAGAGAGUGUUAGCUUCCUCUUCAAGCACGCUCCUGUCGACUAG